AUGUCUGAAGAAGAAACCCUGCUCACAAAUCUCUGCUCAAUCUGCCACGUCCAGCCCCCUAAAUACCGGUGUCCCCGAUGCUCAACACGCACAUGCUCCCUCCCCUGCACACGCCGACACAAAUUAUGGUCCCAGUGCUCCGGCGUCCGCGAUCCAGGCGCGUACCUGCGCCGCAAUGAACUAGCCACCGAAUCCGCAUUCGAUCGCGACUUUAAUUUCAUCACGGGGAUUGAGCGCCGUAUUGAACGGGCGGGCCGUGAGGCGGAGAAUCGGGGGGUUGGUGUCGAUGGGAGGAAUGGGGUUCACGAUCGGGGUGUUGUGGGGUUGGAGGGUGAAGGUGAGCCUGCGCAUGGGCUUGGAGAUGCGAGGGGGAAGAGGAAGAGGGGUCCUGCCCCUGGAACUGGACCUGACAGGGGACUGGCUAAGGGGGAAGCUGGGUUUCUCAGGAGGGCGGAGGAGGCUGGUGUUAAGGUCAUCAAAGCGCCGAAGGGAAUGAGUCGGGCGAGGAUGAACGGGUCGAAAUGGCAUGCUAAGCAAAAGUGUUUACAAUGGACGGUAGAAUUCGUCACGGACGGCGAGUCGAAAAGGGUGAAUUGCAUCGAGACCGUUACAAUCGCCGAGGCCUACGAUCGGGCAUUUCCUUUACCCAAGGAGGAACGACAGGUGCGCAAUCAAGAAGCCGCCCAAGAAGCCGUGCAGGAUGAGAAGGCAGAACCUACGCAAUCCGAACCGAGUGCCUCAGAUACCAUCCCAGAGCCAGCGACGGCGACGACAGAACCUGCCGACAACGAACCUACAACCACCCAACAAAACACAACACCACAAGCAACCGAGACUCAACCAACUCCCCACCGCAACGUAUACCUCUACCUCCACCACCCACGCACCGCAACAAAGCAACCAGUCCUCAUCCCCCUGGUCCCAAGUUCAACCCUCACAACUGCGCUCCAUGACCGCGUCGUCCUUGAAUUCCCUACAGUCUACAUCCUACAAGCUCCGCUGACGGAUGAGCGCGAGCAGACGGAAGAAGGGUCUAAAUACAUUCUUGAAAAGGAUUAUCUACGGACGCACCAGAAUACGAGUACCGAGCUUGAGGACGGCACAUCGGAGGAUACAGACGCCCAGCCUGUCUUUGGGACAGGAGCUGUGGAUAUCCCAGACGUGGACGAGGGCAAGAUGUUGGAGGUUUUGGAGAAGGAUUUAUUAAGCAGAGGCACCGCGCCGGCAGCGGGGGCGUCGUGA
This is a messenger RNA of Aspergillus puulaauensis, 1242 nucleotides long. Its product is annotated as zinc finger HIT domain-containing protein. Bases 1 to 1242 code for a protein of 413 amino acids. NCBI's taxonomy places the organism in Eukaryota, Fungi, Ascomycota, Eurotiomycetes, Eurotiales, Aspergillaceae. Gene Ontology annotation, cellular component: nucleus; pre-snoRNP complex. The record is from RefSeq and is a predicted model, not a curated record. Gene Ontology annotation, biological process: box C/D snoRNP assembly; snoRNA localization; maturation of LSU-rRNA from tricistronic rRNA transcript (SSU-rRNA, 5.8S rRNA, LSU-rRNA). The transcript is spliced from 3 exons.